AUGGGAGGCAGCGCGGCGGGGCGGGGUGACCGCCGCCGCUCUAAAGGCCGGGGCUGGCGCUGGCAGGGCUGUUCGCCUCGGUGCCCCCGCCAGCCCCCGAGCAUGCAGUGCUUCCCCAGCCUGGUGCUGGCUCUCAGCUCGCUGCUGGGUGCCCUGGCGCUGCUGCAGCUCUCGCUGUACCUGCGGGUACCGUCCCGCUACGGGAAGCACGAGGAGCGGCUGUGCCGGCCGCGGGGCCGGGUACCGGCGCGCUGCGCCUGGUUCCUGCAGGAGCUGCCCUCCUUCCUGGUACCCGCGCUGCUGCUGGCGCUGCGCAGCCCGCCCCGCCUCGAGCCACUCGGCUGCCGCCUCCUGUGCUGCCUCUUCUGCUGGCACUACUUCUACAGGACAUUUAUUUACCCCUUCUUCACUAGAGGCAGACCUUUCCCACUGCAGUUGCUUUUCUUUGGCACGUUAUUCUGUAUCUAUAAUGGCUUCCUCCAGGGGUACUACCUGAUUUACUGCGCUGAAUAUCCAAAUGACUGGUGCACUGACAUCAGAUUUACAUCAGGCCUCCUCUUAUUUCUGCUGGGAAUGGGAAUCAACAUUCACAGUGAUCUCCUGCUGCGCCAGCUGAGGAAACCUGGGGAAGUCACCUACAAGAUUCCUCAAGGGGGACUGUUCACCUAUGUUUCUGGAGCCAACUACUUUGGAGAAAUUGUGGAAUGGUUUGGUUUUGCCAUAGCAACCUGGUCCUUACCAGCCUUUGCCUUUGCCUUUUUUACUCUUUGUUGCAUCGGGCCACGUGCUUAUCACCAUCACAGGUACUAUCUCAAGACAUUUACGGACUAUCCAAAAUCAAGGAAAGCCUUAAUUCCCUUUGUUUUUUAAUGAUGAAAAUAUGGACUCUGUGUUCUGUUUUUAUAGGCCUUUUUUCAAUUCCUAGUUUUAAUGUUAGGUCUGAUUAUAAUUAAUUGUACAAAUGAUAACCUGGGUUUGUAACAGACAAGAAGGUAAUUUGGAACUAAAGUUUAUGUUUUUAGUUACAGAGGAAAUUGCAAAUAGUUGUGGGGAAAGGGACUCCCCAAACAACAUGUUUGUUUUCAGUGGAGUUCUGCCUACAGAAAAUGGAUAUAUAACUGCACUGACAUCAGACAAAAAGCAUUUGCUAGAAACUCAUGCAGAAAAGUAUAAAGUAAGUCUAUGACUUCAGAGAAAGUCUUCAGCAGCCACUCCAAUGUAUAGCACUUCUGCAGCUGCUUCUUCCUGCCUCUGUGCCACAGUACAUGUGCCCUUGCCCUGCCAGCACUGCCCUGGGUGUUGCCACACUUUAAACCAGAGUAGUGGUCUCCUUUGCCAGGAAAAUAACUCAGAAGUUAAUUCUCAUCCAAAAGCCAGUUUAGCUGUCAAAACUAUAAUGCAACUAGAGGAUACCUGUGCCAGCACAAGGUUGGGAGCAGUGUGCCAUGGCACAGAGGUGAUGCAAAGUACACUGAGAUGAAUGUAUCUUAAGCUGGUACUCACAAGCACAAUGUCUGUGUUCCUUUCUUAAGCAAUACUCUCCUCACUGUCAGAUGAUUAAUCUUCAGCCAUCAGGUUUGGAUUUUUAAAUGUACUUGUUAAAGCAAUUGCAGCUCCAUUAGGAUCUUUUUCUUUUACAGAUCCAAAGCUCUUUUCAGCUUAAAAAUCUGUCCACUCAAACCCACCCAGUUGUUAUUCAUAAGACUUGAGAUGGUGUUAUAUGACAAAAAUUGAAACAAAUAAAAAGCUCUGUGUUGAAGAAAAUGUUCUCCAACACUGGCAGUACAUUUUGUCUAUGGAGAACAUUUUCUGAUACUUACUUUAGGAAAUGGUACAGAGAUAAUACCGAAUUUUCAGGAAAAAAAAAACCCAACAAAACCCAAACAGGUUGUCUCUUCUUAAUUUCAGAAUAUAGUUGGGAGCUUUCCCAAAAAUGUCAUUAACCCUAAUGGGAAGAGAUAUUCCCACAGAUGCCGAUAGUUUUAGUUACCCUUUAGAGCAUAAAAUCCUGCUGAGAAUUAUGCUGAGUAGCUGGAAAGAAAAAGACCAGACCACACAUACUAAUCAUACAAAACGUACCGCCUGCUGCUGGAGUAAGCUGACUGACUGUACACAGUUUUCUACAAAAUACAAUAAAAUUUAUGUAAACUACG
This is a messenger RNA of Melopsittacus undulatus (budgerigar), 2153 nucleotides long. It is a transcript of the gene SRD5A2, whose product is annotated as steroid 5 alpha-reductase 2. Gene Ontology annotation, cellular component: membrane. The record is from RefSeq and is a predicted model, not a curated record. Lineage: Eukaryota; Metazoa; Chordata; Aves; Psittaciformes; Psittaculidae. Gene Ontology annotation, molecular function: 3-oxo-5-alpha-steroid 4-dehydrogenase activity. Gene Ontology annotation, biological process: steroid metabolic process.